UGUGUUCUCAACGUUAUAAAAAUACAUUUUGAAGAAGGCGCGCCAAGUUGUCAGUUUGAGCCGGUCUCGUUUUAAGACCAGUAUAGUUUGUGUUGUUAUCAUUUUGUUGUGUUACCUGAGACAUAUAACACCUUAAAAUGGCUGAUCAACUAACGGAGGAACAGAUCUCGGAGUUCAAAGAAGCUUUCAGUUUAUUUGACAAGGAUGGUGAUGGAACCAUUACAACCAAGGAAUUGGGAACGGUUAUGAGAUCUCUUGGACAAAAUCCAACAGAAGCAGAACUACAAGACAUGAUUAACGAAGUUGAUGCUGACGGUAAUGGAACGAUCGACUUUCCUGAAUUUUUAACCAUGAUGGCAAGAAAAAUGAAAGACACGGACACUGAUCAACUAACGGAGGAACAGAUCUCAGAGUUCAAAGAAGCUUUCAGUUUAUUUGACAAGGAUGGUGAUGGAACCAUUACAACCAAGGAAUUGGGAACGGUUAUGAGAUCUCUUGGACAAAAUCCAACAGAAGCAGAACUACAAGACAUGAUUAAUGAAGUUGAUGCUGACGGUAAUGGAACGAUCGACUUUCCUGAAUUUUUAACCAUGAUGGCAAGAAAAAUGAAAGACACGGACAGUGAAGAAGAAAUUCGUGAAGCUUUUCGUGUUUUUGAUAAAGACGGUAAUGGAUUUAUCAGUGCUGCUGAAUUACGACAUGUUAUGACAAAUCUUGGUGAAAAAUUAACAGAUGAGGAAGUAGAUGAAAUGAUUAGGGAGGCUGAUAUUGAUGGUGAUGGACAAGUCAAUUAUGAAGAAUUUGUGAAAAUGAUGACAAGUAAAUAAGUGAAAAGUUGUGACUAUCAGCCUUUUUAGAUUAUUAUUGACAUAUCAGCAAUGUUGACUUUUACAAUGUUAUACCUUUUUGGGCGAACUUUAUUGAAGUAUUUAUAAUGUAGAUCAGUAGAUCUAUAUAGAUAUUUAUAUUGUUUUCAUGGAUGACGUAGUUGAAGUUACAGCGUCUAUGUGUUGGUUUUGAAUUAACAGUAACAAAGAAACGAACCCUUGGUUACUCCAAGCUUAUUUCAGGAAUAUAUAUAUAUAUAUAUAUAUAUUUUAUUCGGGAUAUUUAUUGAAACAAUCCAAGGGGGAGUGGUGUCAAUUUUAUAGCAAAAAGGUUAAUUGUUUAGCAAUGUUUAUAUUUAUUAUUUUUUGGAAUCUCAGUUUCAACAUUCCUUUGGCAAUAGAUUCAGUUUCACUGUAUAUCCCUUUGAGACAUUCAAUUUCAGUGAAAAUAUUAAAAGAUACAAAUAAGCUAUAA
This is a messenger RNA of Patella vulgata (common limpet), 1302 nucleotides long. RefSeq lists its product as uncharacterized. The record is from RefSeq and is a predicted model, not a curated record. The transcript is spliced from 2 exons. Lineage: Eukaryota; Metazoa; Mollusca; Gastropoda; Patellidae. The coding region runs from base 138 to 827 and encodes 229 amino acids. Gene Ontology annotation, molecular function: enzyme regulator activity; calcium ion binding.